UGAGUCUGUAGAGACUCCUUUUCUAACCCCAGAAAAAAGCAACCAGGGGAGAGAAAUCCAACCGGGGGUGAUACUCUGGAGAGGAGAUGCAGAGGCAACAUGACAGACGGGCUAGCAAGAACAGAAACCACUUCAUUGAACACAAAAACCGAAGCAGAAGUAGCUCAGAGAGAAGAGUUGGAAGGCAUGAGGUGUGGUCCUGGAAAACAGCCAGCAAGGAAUCCCUGUGUCUCAUGUGGCAAAAAGUGAAAGUGCAGCUAAUGUUAAGCAUGUCCUUCCUCACUGCUCUUUUUUGGUAUUGUAGAAGGCUCUACAGCUUUUUAGCACAGCUGCUGAAACGGUGGAGCAACUACCUUCAGAGGCAACUCAUAAGGAAUCUCAGUGUGCUGCCAGAAGUUGAUCUACUUGGUUAUAGUGCAAGAGAAUGGAAAGGAGAAACAAAGCAGGCCAAACAGAUGAGGGAGGCAUAUGAAGAAUUGUUUAGGAGCUGUCAUAUCAAAUACCUGAGACAAGUCAGGAGGGACAACUACAGUGUAAUAAGAGCGGUGCUUUUUCAGAUAUUCAGCCAAGGCAUUCCUUUUCCUUCGUGGAUGAAGGAAAGAGAUAUAUUGAAGCUCCCUGAAAAGCUUUUGUAUUCUCAAGGUUGUAACUGGAUUCAGCAAUACAGUUUUGGGCCAGAAAGAUACACAGGUCCCAAUGCCUUUGGGAAGCUGCGCAAAUGUAUGGAGGCCUUAAAGACAAACUGGGCUGAAAUAAGUGCUACAAGAGAUCAUGAAGAAAGAGGAAGCAUGUGUAAUACACUAUUUUCUGAUGAAAGCAAGGAAUACAAACUUUAUGAGGCCAUAAAAUUCAUCAUGCUCUAUGAAGUUGUCGAAGCCUAUGAGCAGAUAAAGAGCAGGGACAAACCCGUGCACAACCUUUUUAGCCUUCUCUUUGCUCGUGACUCUUCGUCUGACCCUCUGAGUUUCAUGAUGAAUCAUCUGAACUCCAUAGGUGACUCUAUUUGCUUAGACCAGGUUGACCUGUUUCUUCUUGGAUACUUACUUGAAGUAAAGAUACGAGUUUACAGACUGCAUAGGUUUAAUACAGAGGAAUUUCAAGUAAAGUAUCCAGAUGAAUACCGAAGGGAAUGGAAUGAGAUUUCUCUUCUGACUGAGGAUGACCACUACUAUCACAUCCCCCUUUUCAGAACGUGAAGGACCAGUGAAGUUGUUUUUUUUCCUUUGUAUAGUAUAGUGAAUGACCAGUUCCAGUGAAUUAGGUUUCUAAUCAGCAGCAGUAAAAUCUUAAGAAUGCUCAUUAAUGAUUACAAAAUGGUUUAUGGGUUUAUUGUGUAAACAUUUUGCUUUCCCAUUGCAGCUCAGUUCACCAUCAGUCAGCCAUAAAAACCAUAAAAAAUAUAUAUAUAUUGCUAUAUUGUCUGGGGCAAAAAAAUGUGAUGUUUGAGGGCUGUCAGACAAAAAAAAUUGGACUGCCUGACAACAAAGGCAAAGGUUAUGCUGGGUUUUCCAUUGCUAGCCUAAGGGUUUACUCUGACAUCCAUGGAUGGGUUAAACUCAAGUGCCUAAAGCAAUGACUACCUUUCCCUACUCCUGACUGUUUCUAGCUGGGUAGGAUGACUCACAGAGGAGGGAAAUCCCAGGAUCCCACAGUUUAUAUUCCAUGCUAUUUAGCUUGCAUUGGAUGGGAGGAGAUAAACUGGGGUCUCUGCAUGGCUGCUUGAAAUCCACUUGGAUUCCCUUGUUGCUGGAGCACCUCUCUCCAGGGAUGGGCACAGCAAGCAGCAGCAGGUUGCUCUUAAGUUCAGACAUGGUAAACGGAGCUGUCUGCACCCAGUGGUGCUCCCUGAAGGAGAAGAGAUAUUCAAAAGUUACACAGGGGGAAGAAUCAGCACCUAGGAAUACUGUGCCAGAUGAAUGGAAGAUGUUCUGUGUAAGUGAGGAAAGUACAUUGCUUUCUCCAAGUUAAAAAGGGCAGCGUUAAUAGGUAACACCCUACAGAGCCACAGCCAGUGGCUGUGUAUGGCUUUGGUCAACUUGUAAAUCCUUUAGGGGCUGAUUUCAACAUUACCUGCUACGAUUUCCUUUGCAAUUCAUCUGACAAAGCUGUGCAUGGAAUACAAGUCAAAACACUGCGUUUUCAGAAAAUAUUAUUUUUUUAAUGCAUUAUAUGAAUUCAGCAGUGUUGCAUAUAUAUUUUAUCCUCUGAUUAUGUAUUAAUCUCCUUGCCUAAGAUUGAUAUAUUUAAUUUAGACCUCUGUGUUUGAAGAAGUCUGUCCAGGACGAGUAAAUGAGAUUUACCCUCCUACAUGGAACAUUUUGCUCCGUUCUGUUUUCUAAAAGAAUCAAUGUGUUUUGAUUAUUUCAAAAUAAGGGUCUUUAACUUGAAGAAGUAUUAGAUCUCACAAAAUAUUUGUGAAAAGCUUACAAUGCCACAGGCUAAUGGUUAUAUUGAAGAGGGUGGGAUUUAUUAAGAAACAAAGCCUCUCCUUUCCUUAUCCUAGAGAUAUAGAGGGACAGGAAGAUUUGUUUUAUUAAACCUGCAGGAUAAAAUGCAAGCCCAUAGCAGAAAUGGGAACAGGGCCUGCAGGAGCCAAAGCCAGCUGCAUGAAGUAUCUUCAUGGUAAUGCUUGGAGUUAGUGGAGUGUGCUCAGUUCCUUUGUGUAAAGAAAAGCUAUUUUAUCCCUUAUGCUCCUUUUAUUUGUGUGUAUGUGUAUAUAUUUAUAUUUAUAAAUACAAACACCUGAGUUCUCUAUUGUAGCUGUUUUGUUUUCUGAAAGUUUGAGUUCAGUUUUGUUAAAUGAUUUGUAGAUUUUAAUUAAGAAGGCUUUAUAGCUGUAAUAACUUCAUCUCAUCAAAACCUGCAUAGCAAGUACUUUUAUUUAUUAAAAGAAAGUUUUCUCACUGAAUGAAAUAAUUUUCUUAUUUUAGAUUUGGUUCUGCUCUGCAUGGGGAAAAGUUAUAAUACUUAAGUGUAGAGUAUUAUUAUCUAUUUUGCAUCAACAGUAACAUUGACAGUUAUCAAUAAACUUGUCUAUAUUUUAUUCUUGUUUUGGAACAAACAGACAUACCAUAAAUAAGUAUGUAUUUUUGUAGUGGGCUUUUUAAUGAUUUGCAUAUUAUUUGUGUUUAGGAAUACAAAAGUGUUCCAGCUGAAAGUGCUAACUUGUGAAAAUGUACAUUUUUGUGAUCUUGAGCAUAUUAAUAGCAGGGAAUUAAUAAAAAUCUAAAACAGACAGUGGAA
This is a messenger RNA of Agelaius phoeniceus (red-winged blackbird), 3243 nucleotides long. It is a transcript of the gene OTULINL, whose product is annotated as OTU deubiquitinase with linear linkage specificity like. Lineage: Eukaryota; Metazoa; Chordata; Aves; Passeriformes; Icteridae. The record is from RefSeq and is a predicted model, not a curated record.